Glossina fuscipes is the source of this 3314-nucleotide messenger RNA. RefSeq names its product zinc finger CCCH domain-containing protein 18. NCBI's taxonomy places the organism in Eukaryota, Metazoa, Arthropoda, Insecta, Diptera, Glossinidae. The coding region runs from base 493 to 3174 and encodes 893 amino acids. The transcript is spliced from 9 exons. Gene Ontology annotation, molecular function: metal ion binding. The record is from RefSeq and is a predicted model, not a curated record.
UAAAUAUUUACAAAUACCAGGAAUGAUAUUUUUUGGUACUUUAAACGUCUACAGCAGCUGUCAUAUUGCUACAUUCACAUUGUUUUCUUUAUGUAGAAAUAUGUUGUUAUGUUUCCUUGCGUCAUUUGCCUUGCCUUUGUUUCUAUUUAGCGUCUUUUUACAUCCCUGACACAGAAUUUUCGAAAAACAGCCAUUUUUCGAACAUUGUUCUCAUAAUAAAUUUCGUCUGAAACAGCAUCAUUUUAUUUGCGACAAUCAAAGUUUUUCAUAAAGAAAUUCGUGAACAAUUUUUUAUAUAAUUAAUUGCUGUUUAUGUUUACGUGUUACUGUGGAAAAUAGGAAAACAAAUUAUAAACACCGAUGGAAUAUUUUGCUUGAACAUGGAAAUUUUGCCUACCACACAUAGUUUUCCUCGUUUUCACUAAUUUUUGGUGUCUCCCCGGUAUCUUCGUUAUCUUUCCGCAGAAGAUCACUGGCAAUAUUUGUAGACAAAUGAAGGAUUUCUUGAUAGUCGACCAAAGUCUGAUAUAUAAACCAAACGUAAGGAGAAGCGUCAUGGAUUCUGAAGAGUCUCGACCGGGAUCGUCUGCUUCAAAUUCAUCUUCGAACUACUCGCAAAAGUCAGGGCAAUCUUCCCCCAUUAAUGAUGGAGGGGAUUAUGGUCCUAAGAGCCCCAUAAUAAACUCUACUGCUAGCCCAUUGAGCAGCACAGAGGGACGGCAUUCCCGACGGUCGGUUUCAGCGGGUUCAGUUCGAUCCCGAUCCAAAUCUGAAUCUGAUUCAUCUUCAUCAUCAUCAUCGAGCGACAAUGACGACGACGACGAAGCCAAGUCCGCCAUUAGCGAUGGACUUGCAAAAAGGGGUUCAGCAUCUAUUAGCAGUGGAAGCGAAAGAGGCAAUAUGAAGGAGAGACACACACUAACAUCACCGGGCGCCAAAUCACCGUACAGCUCAAGAGAUUCUCACUCAUCUUCUAAUCGAAGUCGAAGUAACAGCAUAGAACAACCGCAAAUCACGGAAGGACUACACAUGAGCCAUGAGGAUUUAAGUGACGUUAGCGACUUGGAAAGUGAAAAACGCAACAAUAGCAAGCAAUCAAUAGAUGAUGACGGUUCCGGUGAUAUUAUGCAAAAAACGAAUGAUCGUGAGAAUGAGCAACAAAUAUUGAAUUCCCCUGUAGAGGAUACUGUUCCUGGGAAUAUUCCCAUAGCGGAUCUACGACAAAAGCUGGAGCAAAGAAAAAAUCAACUGAAAGAUUUGGAUGAAAAUUGUGAAAAUGAAGAGAACGGGACAAACGCUAAUGGUGAAGUUGGAGAAUCUUUGGAAGAUUUAGUUAAAACGCAUGACGAAGACGCGCUUGAUUUCGAAGCGGAAGAGGGUGAAUGCCAAGACGGAAAUAAGGAGGAGGCCGAGAAACAUGUCCCAAAUAAAGAUGGCGAUGUGGAGAGAACGCAAACGACGAACAAUACUCAGAAGAAUUCUGAACUUGAAGAAGGAGAAGAGUUGGAAGAAGGUGAAGUUUCGGAUGAGGACGAGAAGCGACCCGAAGAAACUGAACCAAAACCCGUAUGUCGAUUUUAUACGCGCGGACAAUGUACCUGGGGUAUGAGUUGCCGUUUUUUGCACCCAGGUGUAACUGAUAAAGGAAAUUAUACCAUGUUCGAUUUGGUUAGACCUAUUCCAUUGCCACCCGGCAAUGCCGCAGCAAUGGCGCCAAGAUCCUCUGGUUAUCCUCAUCAUGGUACAGAUUAUCAUGACUAUCGUCCUGAGCGUCCUCCUAUACAUCACCGCCCCGUAACUGUUCAUCAUCCGGCGGCUGUUUACGUUCCACAUCAUGAAACGAGACCGCUAAAUGUUGAUAGUCCGGUUGUAGUAGAAAGUGCAUGGGAACGAGGUUUGCGUACUGCUAAAGAAAUGAUGCGUAAGGCCAGCAAGCGAAAGGAACAGGACAUGGACUUUGAAGAUAAAAAAAUGAAUCUUACUCUUUCCCCAGACGAAUUGGAAAAGGAUCCUUAUUAUUUGAAAGAACGAAUGUCUCCUGCAGACAAUGUGCGGCAUGCGAUGUAUCAAGAAGCACCUAAUGCGAUGUACAGCCCACCAGACCGCUAUGGACGUAUUCACCCCGCCGUAUCCCAUUAUGACGAAGUAGACCCAUACGGACGUUCAAGUCGUUACAGAGAACUUCCAGCUCACCGAAUGCCACAAUAUGAGGACGAAAGACGGGUGCGACCAACUCGGGAAGUAAUCGUUCAACGUGUAGAACUAGCAGGUCGUGGAGAUGAGUGGAGUGAUCCUUGGAUGCGCUCGAAAUCACCAGGCGGGAGAGGCGGAUCUCGAGAUCGGGGAGAAAAAAGACGUCGUGAUAAACGCAGCUAUAGUAGCAACUCGUCGUAUUCUAGCUCAACUAGUACUCAGUCAGACUCAAGCUCUGAAUCGAGCCGCUCGAUAAGUCCACCAGAUCAUCAUAGGCGACGUUACAAUAGUGGAUCUCACAAAUCUCCAACCCUCACACGCCGUCAUGGUACAAGAAGUGGAAGAUCACCUAUUUCGCCCCCAAGGAGAUCUCGGCGUUCAUUAACACCAUGUGAAACAGAUAAAAUGGAAUCGUUGGGCAAUAUUAUUAUUGAUAAAAAGCAAAUAUUGCAAAAAGGUCCUCGUAUAUCUCCAAUUUCAAGGCGAAGAGCGAAUGUGACACCAUCUCCAAUUUAUAAUAAAACGUACAGUCCCAUGCAUAAGCGCAAGCGAAAUUCUCCAGUGUUAAAGAAAUCAAUAAAUGAUAAACUAAAAGGAAAACGUCGCCACACUUCCAGUUCAUCUGAUACAGUAUCAUCGGACACGAGUGCAUCUGAUUCGGAUUCCGAUUCGGGAUCGACAUCUUCGGAAAGCACAUCGCGAUCACGAGAUCACACUCCUCCUAAACGCUCAAGAGUUCAGGAAAAGUUUGUUAGUGACCGUAAAAGCGCUAAAAAAAUUGAUCCCCCGAAGAAAAGAUCUCCUAUUUCCAUUGAAAUUAAAAAGCCCGCGACUGUGGGGGUCUCAGCUCUUUCGGCAUCCUCACCCACACAUUCAUCUUUGGCCGAGAAGGAGUCGAAGAAAUCGCGACGAGAAGAGCUUUUGAAGCAGUUGCGUGCAGUCGAAGAUGCCAUUGCAAAGAAACGAUCAAAGUUGGUUUAGAGAGAAUCCACAGAAUAAAAUUUGACUUGCUCGAAUUGAAAGGAGGGGAAAAGAGGGAUUCAUCUUUUUGUGAACAUUAAUUAAUAAAACCAAUUAAAGUUUCACUAACAAAACUAUUUAAUAAAUAACAAUAUAAGAAU